AUGAAGUCCUACGUCGUACUUGUAACCCUCUUUGCUUCUCUAGCUUUGGCCACUCCAGCAAUGCUCAGGAUGGCGAGUUACUCGCACGUCAACUUAGGCCUCCCGUUCGUCCUCCAGGCAGCUGCUGCGGACAUACUCAAUGCGCCGACUCUUGCUGCCCUGGCGGUUGUCCCGCAGUCCCCAUAUAAAGAAAGAUCGAACCAGGUGCCUCCUUUCCUGCAAGCAUGA
This is a messenger RNA of Colletotrichum higginsianum IMI 349063, 228 nucleotides long. RefSeq lists its product as uncharacterized. Bases 1 to 228 code for a protein of 75 amino acids. The transcript is spliced from 3 exons. The record is from RefSeq and is a predicted model, not a curated record. NCBI's taxonomy places the organism in Eukaryota, Fungi, Ascomycota, Sordariomycetes, Glomerellales, Glomerellaceae.